UCAAUGGUUUCUCACGCAGAACUCACCCGAAAACAUUGGGAAAUCUCACGUCUCACCAAUCGAUUACGAAACGACACACGAGCAGCAGCAGCCAGAGUCAAGACGGAAAAAAGUGUUCUUGGUUUUCAUUGUUGGAAAAAAUGUCGCUCGUAAAUCACGUCUUGCUGCGUGCAAUUUCCCAAUCGGCUGCCCGUAAUGCCGUGACCGGACCAUCCGCAGUUGCUGGACAUGGAGGUGGUGGCUACAAGACCUGGAAGAAACUUUCCUUCUUCGUUGCCUUGCCGGCCGUGGGUUUGUGCAUGUUGAAUGCGUACCUGAAGCACCAGGAACACCACGGACAUCCCCGCCCGGAGUUCAUUCCGUACGAGCAUAUGCGUAUCCGCAACAAGCGUUUCCCAUGGGGAGAGGGCCAGCGCAGUCUGUUUCAUAACCCCCAUGUUAACCCACUGCCGUCCGGAUAUGAGGAUUAGGAAUUCAAUUGUGGAACAUUAGUCCCGGUGGUAUAGAUGAUUGAAGUUUUGGUCGUCUAACAAUAAAGCAAGUUUGAAAUCGUA
This is a messenger RNA of Aedes aegypti (yellow fever mosquito), 554 nucleotides long. It is a transcript of the gene levy, whose product is annotated as cytochrome c oxidase subunit 6A2, mitochondrial. Bases 141 to 470 code for a protein of 109 amino acids. Gene Ontology annotation, cellular component: mitochondrial inner membrane. Gene Ontology annotation, molecular function: enzyme regulator activity. The record is from RefSeq and is a predicted model, not a curated record. Lineage: Eukaryota; Metazoa; Arthropoda; Insecta; Diptera; Culicidae. The transcript is spliced from 2 exons. Gene Ontology annotation, biological process: mitochondrial electron transport, cytochrome c to oxygen.